UGGGUCCUUCCAACCCGGAAGUGUUGUCACGUGUAGUUGUAAACAGGCACUCGAGCACCGGCAGGCUUGGAAUGUUACAUUAUUCAAUAUUACAGUGAUACCUUUGGAAUAAAUACCGAAAGUAUAUGUGAAGAUGAAAGUAGUCGCUUUAAUAAGUGGAGGCAAAGACAGCUGUUACAACAUGAUGCAGUGUGUGGCUGCUGGGCAUCACAUUGUCGCUCUGGCCAACCUACGCCCUGCACACAAAGAUGAACUGGACAGUUACAUGUACCAAACAGUGGGCCAUCAGGCCAUCGAGCUGUAUGCUGAGGCCAUGGACGUGCCCCUUUACCGACGCACCAUUCAGGGCUCCAGCUUGGACACCGGCAGAGACUAUCGGGAGACGGACGGGGAUGAGGUGGAGGAUCUUUAUCAACUGCUAAGCCUCGUCAAGGAAAAGGAGGGUGUCGACGCAGUAUCUGUGGGGGCCAUUCUCUCUGAUUACCAGAGGGUCCGUGUUGAAAACGUGUGCUUGCGUCUUGGUUUGCAGCCUCUGGCCUACCUGUGGCGGCGAGACCAGGAGUUGCUACUCUCAGAAAUGAUAUCAUCUGACGUCCACGCGAUACUCAUCAAAGUCGCCGCCUUCGGCCUGGAUCCCGACAAGCACCUGGGAAAAUCUCUGGCUGAAAUGGCACCCUACCUGAAACAGCUUUCCCAGAAGUAUGGCGUCCAUAUUUGCGGAGAAGGAGGAGAAUAUGAAACCUUGACCCUAGAUUGCCCCCUCUUCAAAAAGAGGCUCGUCAUCGAUGCAUCCGAGACGGUGAUCCACUCGGCUGAUGCCUUCGCUCCAGUCGGCUAUCUGCGCUUUACCGCCAUGCACACAGUGAGCAAAGCAAGCGAUGUGGUGGCGCGAGCUGUGGCCCGCGCUCGUUGUCCUUGCCAGAAUGCCAUUGACAAGAUGACGGAGGAGGCGGAAUAUGCUGAUGGAGCCGGAGACGACCACCAUCACCAGCGACAAUUUACAUCAGACGCUGACCUUAGUUGUCAGCGAGGCCAUGCACUCCCCGCAGAUAUGCCUCCGUCUUGCUCCUCCAGAACUUCUCGGGGUUAUCAGUGGAUUUCUGGUAUCAACGGGUUGCUAAGCCAAGACCCCGGAAUCCAGGGCCAGACUGCAGCAGCUUUUGUACUCUUGAAAAGUCAGCUGGAUGCCAGAGGCUGGAGCAUGAUGGACAUUGUCCUUGUUCACAUGUAUGUGAGGAACAUGGAGGACUUUGGUCCACUCAAUGGUGUCUAUAAAAACCACUUUGCCACCAACCCUCCUGCCAGGGUAUGUGUCCAGGCCUCGCUGCCUGCUGGCCAUCUGCUGCAGAUGGACUGUCUCCUCCAUAAGUGGACAGAGCCCGCCACGGAGGAUUGCUUUCAUCGGAGAGAAGCGCUGCACGUGCAGAGUCUGUCUCACUGGGCCCCUGCCAACAUAGGGCCCUACAGUCAAGCCCUUAGGGUAGACGAUGCUGUGUUCUGUGCGGGCCAAAUCGCACUGGUCCCCUGCACCAUGCAACUGGUGAAGGCAGGCCCCCGCAUACAGGCCAGCUUGGCUUUUAGCCACGCCCAGAAGGUUCUGGAGGCCACGAUCAGCAGCUUGACCCUGGUCCAUGUUGUCCAGGCCCAUUGUUAUGCCACCAGACGCCAAGACGUCGCCGUCAUCCAGGCUGCGUGGAAGCGCAUGCUGGAAGUGAUGGAUGAUGACCAGGAGUUGUUUAUGGGACCUGACAACAAAGCCCCUCCAUUGGUGGUGGUGGUCGUGCCCGCUUUACCCAAAGGCGCCGCCGUCGAGCUCCACGUCACAGCCGUCCAGGAUGAUCCCAGCCAAAGGACUUCCUGUCACAUGACCGCAACGCUGCAGCACUGCCGCAUUGAGUGCCACACCCUAACAUCUGGCGACCGAAGCUCCGCCUCGCUGUCCCUAAACCUAACCGAGGUCCACCCUGUGGUCAUCGAGGACGUGCGGAAGGUCACGGAUGCAAUCUGCGCUACGUUUGAGAAAGCCCUCAAGAAGACGCGGGCUGAGCUGGUCCCGCUGUGUGCCCGGGUUUUCUACAAGUGCCACCACGUGCUGGCGAAACAAAUCACCGAAGGACUUGAAGAUGCUUUGAAAAACCUCCUCAGCGACUCCGGUCCGUCCGUGGCCCUGGUUCCAGUCCUGGACUUGCCCGAUUCCAACAUCCUCCACCUGUCCUGCUGGCUCAGCUCGUAGAACCAGAACUAGAAUUAGCGAGCCUCCUGCUUGUAGGAUUAAUGGACCUUGUUGCUGCUCUUGCUCAAGUGUUUGUUUUCUAGACCUCUCGUGCUCGCUCUCGUCAUAUUCGUUCCCUUAGUUCCACGUUUUGUAAAUAUAGCAUUUGUUUAGUCAUUUGAGCUUGCUUUUUUUUUUUGUCGUGUUAAUUGGACUCUUUUCAUUUCGUUUGGUAUUUUCAGAUUAAUUAUUUCCUUGCC
Molecule: messenger RNA, 2472 nt
Organism: Hippocampus comes (tiger tail seahorse)
Lineage: Eukaryota; Metazoa; Chordata; Actinopteri; Syngnathiformes; Syngnathidae
Gene: dph6
Product: diphthamine biosynthesis 6
Exons: 15
Coding region: 134-2233 (699 amino acids)
Biological process (GO): protein histidyl modification to diphthamide
Molecular function (GO): diphthine-ammonia ligase activity
Source: RefSeq, a predicted model, not a curated record